Molecule: messenger RNA, 792 nt
Organism: Daktulosphaira vitifoliae (grape phylloxera)
Lineage: Eukaryota; Metazoa; Arthropoda; Insecta; Hemiptera; Phylloxeridae
Exons: 6
Coding region: 142-759 (205 amino acids)
Source: RefSeq, a predicted model, not a curated record
AAAUAUUUUUCACAUAGUACUAAUAAAAACAAAGAGGUUCAAACAUUUAUUUUAGUAUACUAUCAUAAGUUUAGUAAAUUUGAGUUGAAAUUCAAUAUUAGAAAUGAUUUAGAAUUGAUUAAUUUUGGAAAAAAAAUAAAAAUGAGUUAUUUAGAGUUUUUUAUUUCUUUCGUCAUAUUUUUGAUACUCUAUUCAACUAUUACAAAUGAAUUGGAUAACCAAACGACUUGUUCAAUUUGUCAGGAUGAUCUAGAUACAGUUAUUUGGUUACUUUCAUGUAAACACAUGUUCUGUCAGGAAUGUCUUACCCCAUGGAUAAAAGAAAAUUCAAUUUGUCCUUUAUGUAGAGCAGAAAUAACUUUUGCUCUAUAUCGUUACCCAUCAUUAGAAGAGAUUGAUGAAUGGGUGGAAUCGUACAUUAAACCUGGAUUAUCAAGAGAAGAAGAAUUAAUUCGUAUCCGAAAAAAUGUUAUUACUCCUACUCAUACUACUGAAUGCGAAAUUAUAGCCAGAUUUUUUUAUCUUCGACCCCAACAUUAUGUAGAUAAAUAUUUAAUAAUUGAUAUUAGUAAAAUAUUCGAUUCUUUUAAGUAUCAGCUUCCAUGGAUUAUAAAUGAGUUGAUAAACAAUAUUGAAACGCCAUUAAUGGAAGACAUUGAAAGAAGUUUUUUUUAUCGAAAAAAACUAAACUCUUAUGAAAAUAAUAUGAUGAAACAAUAUUAUCUUCGAAAUAAAAUUAAUCCCAAAGAUAUUGAAUAAAUAUAAAAAUAUUUUCUAUUAUAAAUUCAAUAU